Messenger RNA from Ceraceosorus guamensis, 1131 nucleotides. RefSeq lists its product as hypothetical. Lineage: Eukaryota; Fungi; Basidiomycota; Exobasidiomycetes; Ceraceosorales; Ceraceosoraceae. The coding region runs from base 1 to 1131 and encodes 376 amino acids. The transcript has 2 exons. Gene Ontology annotation, biological process: pantothenate biosynthetic process. The record is from RefSeq and is a predicted model, not a curated record. Gene Ontology annotation, molecular function: 2-dehydropantoate 2-reductase activity; NADP binding. Gene Ontology annotation, cellular component: mitochondrion; cytoplasm.
AUGGAGGACUCUAUCUUGUACGAGAGGGAGAAUGUCAAGUGGAAGGAGCAAGGCUUCACACUUGAGGAGCAUCAUGCCAAAGGCCUCGUCUUCGACAGCCUGCUGGGGGGAAACAGCUCAGGUCCGGGAGUGGGAGCGAAAGGGGGCUCUACUCGAUCGCAAGGAGCGCAGGCUCCCGGAAUCUGCGCAGCUGCCGGUCUUGGGAGAGAUGCGAUCGAUAGCCUCAUCGUAUCGAGCAAGGCGGAUACAACACUCGAUGCCAUCAAAUCUCUCUCGAAACGACUCACGCCAGCCAGCACGGUCGUGCUGCUUCAGAACGGGCAAGGAGUCCUCGACCUUCUCAACACGCGGUUGUUCCCAGACCCCGAGACGAGACCAAAUUUCAUCAUCGCCAGCACCACACAUGGCGCCUACAGACGGAAUCGACUGCACGUCGUUCACGCGGCCUUUGGCACCCUCAAUUUUGCCAUUGUACCUAAUCCCGCCCGCGCGCCGCGAGGAUAUGAGCACUUGCUGGUGCAGAAUCACAAAUUGUUGGACGUCGGCGCAAUUCCGAGCGACCCUCACUCCACACUCACGUUGCAGAGGACAGUCGCGACUUUACUGAGCUUGCCACUCAAUGUGACGUGGCAGCCGAUUCGAGAGAUGCAGCUGACUGUGCUCAAGAAGCUGGUCGUCAACGCCUGCAUCAAUCCCUUGACGGCUCUAGCUGAAUGCAGGAAUGGGGACCUGUUUGGGAACGGCCCCGCAACUGACACGAUGCGUAGCAUAUGUGCCGAGGCUAGCACUGUGCUUAUCGCCCAGGCGAGAGCUGCAGCUGCACGGGACAGAUUGGAUGAUCCCGAGGGUGCGGAGGAGCGUCUGGCGCAAGCAGAGGAGGUGUUCAAGCCGGGCGGACUGUUGUCGGAAGCGUUGGACGUAGCGCGCUUGACUUCUCAAAACAUCAGCAGCAUGCUGCAGGAUAUUCAAUCCAAUAGAGGAUCUACGGAGGUGGAAUUCAUCAAUGGCUAUAUCGCGGCAUUGGGCGAAUCGAUGAGGAUACCAACCCCAGUCAAUCUCAACUUGGCUCGCUUGGUCACCCUGAAGGCGACGAGAGCCGGAAGAGGACCCAUUAGAAGAGGCGUUUUCUGA